Cataglyphis hispanica is the source of this 3157-nucleotide messenger RNA. RefSeq lists its product as uncharacterized. NCBI's taxonomy places the organism in Eukaryota, Metazoa, Arthropoda, Insecta, Hymenoptera, Formicidae. Bases 765 to 1904 code for a protein of 379 amino acids. The record is from RefSeq and is a predicted model, not a curated record. The transcript has 7 exons.
CUCAUCGAAUCGGCGGUGCUCAUCGCGCGCUUUCUUGGUGUCCGUUUUAUAUUAACGACAACAACGUUGCGGUUUGUGCCGCUUCGGUUUAAUUAUGCGAUUAAUUUAAAUGAUCGCGAUUAUUCAUCGCGUUAAAAAUAACUCUGCGGAAAAUGGUUUUGUAUGGAAAGCACGGGGCGAGGAAAUAUCGGAGCACCCCUGUAGGAAAAGCGGAUGACACAUCGGUCGAUGAAAGCGCGCGAGAUUCGAACGUGGACUCGGAAUCAUUAACAAUUCGUUUCACUAACGCGAUAGCGCGAUUGUAUAAAUAAAAUUCUAUAUCGAGCGAUUGAUCUUUUAGCGAUGUGUCUUUUGCCAUUACGAGGAGAAUGAUUUCGAAAUGAUUCCGAUGAAUCGCGUGGAAAUUAUUCAAAUCCCCGAUCGCAAAACGCGUCAUUUGAUCGAACAUCGCCGGCCAAUCGGCGCGACGUGACGUCACGAUGUGCGCGCAGGACGUUCUCAUUUAAUCUUCGGAUUUCGCUACGCUCGCAAUUUUCAUCUGCUUUUCGCCCUAUCGAACCUUUCGCAAUCUCAAAUACAUUCGAUUGCUGAUAAAACAUUUGAAAAAGCUCAUUUAUGCAAAGAAAUUUAGACUAUACAAUUAUGUUGGUAUGUGACUGUUGAAUGUGAGAUCCAUUGGUAAGAAUAAUAGAUAAUAAAAAUUGAUAAGAGAAAGACAAUUAAAAGAACAAAUUCUACCUUGUGUUAACAACAAAAUUAUAAAAAUGACAUCCAAAGUGCUGAUGAAACUACCAACAGUGCCCUUUCCUCAAGGAAAGAAAGCGCCACUUGAUCUGGUUUCUUUGAAUGAAAGGAAUGAUGGAUUCGCACAUGUUAGGCAUCAAAGUUUGAACAUGGACAGAGUAGUGCAGCUUGAGCAGAACAUGAAAUUUUUACAAGAACAGCAUCAGGCAACUUUGGUCGCUUUACAUCAGGAGAUAGAAUUUUUGCGUCAAAGAAAUAGAGAUUUACAAUUUCAGUUGGUAUUCUCCAAAAGAGCACAUUGCAAUGUGGCUAGCAGUCCUUCUUCUCCUGAAGAUAAUGGAAAUGGGUUUGCAAAAUCAAAGAAUAGCCCAAUAUGUGUCAAUGUAACACCUCUGCAAGUGGAGCUUCUGGAGAAAGACUUACAAGAUAUCAAGGCAUCAUUACAAGAGGCAAAAACACAUAACCAAUAUUUAUCAAAUAUUAUAGAGCAGCAGAAAAAGUUGGACAUAAUCAAAGAUCAAAAGGAUAAAAUCGAGAUGACUGAUGUAGGAGUUCAAGUCGGAGAUCCUGUACAAGCAAGCCUAGUUGUUCUUUUGGAGGAAUCAUACGCGAUGGUAAAGCGAUUGCACAAGGAAAACAUGGAUCAGAAAAAGGAAAUAGCUUCGCUGAGAGCGACUUCUUCAGUAAAUAAUCCCGGUUCCAGCAGAGGCGGACGCUCUCGCGAUGGUAACAAUAGUCAUCAUAGCCGUACUUCGUCUACAAGUACGAUGCAGGAACAGAACUCCCGUAAAUUUCCACCGUUACCGAUACCGAGCUACUGGCAUCGCAGAUCAUCGAGAUAUAACACAAAUCGGCACGAAAAGCAAGAUCAUCAGGCGGAUGCGGCUGAUUCGACCGUUUUACCCCAACUCCAGAAUGGCAGCGUAAGAUCAGCGGAAGCGGCUAAUAGUUGCUUCGAAUCACCAUCAUACCGAUCGCGCGAAUAUCGCAAUUAUGGUCGUGACGGCAAUAACCGCAAAUACAGAGGAGCUUCGCGAAGAGAGAGUAAUCAUUAUUACCAUUCUCGCGAUUUCAAAGACAGAAAUUCUAAAGAUUAUCCGAAGGACGCGGAUGACACUGGCGAAGGAUCAAAGGAUGCCGAUAAUCCACGGAGACAGUAAAUCACGAAGUAUACGUCGCCGAUUCGUAGAGAUUAUGCAAUCUGACGAGUUUUAGUUUUUCGCAUUGGAAUGCAUUGAGAAUCUUUCGAUAUUAUAACAAUUAUAUAAGAAUAAUCGGUAACGAGCGAUCAAUGUUUUCUUGUACACAUUCAUUGGUGCUGAUCAUUCACGUCAGACAGUUUUAUGAAUAUAUAGCUUAUAAUAGAAUAGUGACGACAAUGACAAGUAUAAGCUGUACGAUUUUCGAUGGAACAAUCUAGUCCAAUACUAAUUUUAUUCGUUAUAGAUAUAAAGAAAUAUAAGAGAACUCGUGCUUUGUAGAUUGAUGAUAAGCAGCAGCAGAAUGUUUAGCAAAAGACUUUGAUAGACAGGAAACUUUUUCCCUUCUUACACAGAGGCAAAAGAAGAUACGACCAAGUUUAUCAAAUAUUAAUCUUUGGCGCUUACAUUUGACGAACUUGAGCUUAAUAUAUGUGCGAUAUUUCAAUACUAUCGAUGCAUGUAUAUGUAUAUUAAACUUUCGUUCGACUUGAUGAAGCAUUAAAGAGCUGCUUCUCAGAAUCGAACCUAGUCAUUUUCACGUAUUCUAUAUUAUUGAAACAGUAAAUCAUUGAACGAUUUUGCUAUUAUUGAUAUUCAUGCACACAUACACAUAUAUAUACAUACGUAUGUAUAAUGUUAUAUAUACAUAUAUAUAUUUAUAUAUAUUAUAUAAAUAUUAUAUAUUUUCUUGUCGUGUAUUAGUUUGCUUUUAUUCAAUCUAUCGUUGAUAUAUAUUUUGUUGUGUAUUAUACUUCUGUAUAAUACUUCUGAAGCAAAUAUGAAAUAAUUUGAUUUAUUUGCAUCUUCCGAUAAUGUUACAAAUUAUAUUACUUCAUAAAAAUAGUGUACAAUCAUAUAUUAAUUAUAGGUACAAAUUUUAUUCUUUUUUAUUAAGUUGUUUUCAUGUAUUUUUAAGUGAAAAAUUCGGAAAUUAUGAGUUUUCCUAUAUUAACCAAGAGAGAGAGAAUCGCAAUUAUUAUAUCCCUUCUAUUUAUAGAAUCAUUAUUUCUGGUUUUCAAAAUUAGUAAAAUUUGUGUAGUAUUGUCGAACUUCAGUUAAAGACUCGCAGAUAACGAGAUAACAUUCUGUAUGGAAUAACAUGGAAAAAUCUGUCGCAUUACUAAUCAAGUUAUAUAAUACUUUACAAUUAUAUAAAAUCUUGUAUGCUUGUGAAUGAAUGAAUCUCAUUAAAAUAAUAUAAUAUUGUAAAA